GCCCCUGCGCGAAACGGCUCUAUCCAGAGGAAGGACCGGAGGGAGGAGCGGCCUGGAACGGUGACGUAGGAUUGGAAUGAGGGAGUGAAUGUUCCGGGUCAGAAACUGGACGGGAGAGGAAAUUAACUCCGGGACGUGACGGAAAAGAGCGAGAAUGCUGCUCUCCUGUACUCUGAGAUGGAGCUUGUGCUUUUUACGCUGAAAGUGGUGUCAUUUUAAGAGGCGGCGGGAGCGAGAAAGAACCGACGAACUUUGAAAAAAUAAAAACAGGUGUCUGGAGGAAAAGUAAGCAAAGUGAGACAACGACGGAGAGAAACCCCGAUGUUCGUCGCGACCCUAACGUGAGCAGACAUUAUUUACAGUUUCACUCUUCGACUUUUUGUCGCCAGUGAGUGACGAGUGCUCUGAGUUUGACGGUGAAUUAAAGCCAGCUGUGUCCCACCGUCGUUGCAAUCUGUUGCAUCCCCCUUUCCUCUUCCUCCUCCCCGCUGUGUGCUUGUUUGUCGCACGGGUACGAGACUUGCUGCCAGCGCCUCCCCGUCAUGUUUCACUGUAUACCCCUGUGGCGGUGCAACCGUCAUGUGGAGAUGAUCGAUAAACGCCACUGCUCUCUGCUCUAUGUGCCCGAUGAGAUAUACCGCUACGGGAGGAGUUUGGAGGAGCUAUUGCUGGAUGCCAACCAACUACGAGACUUACCCAAGCCAUUUUUCCAGCUGGUGAAACUAAGAAAACUUGGCCUGAGUGACAAUGAGAUCCAGAGGCUUCCACCAGAAAUAGCCAACUUCAUGCAGCUGGUGGAACUGGACGUGUCUCGAAAUGAUAUAAUGGAAAUUCCAGAGAGCAUUUCAUACUGCAAAGCGCUCCAAGUGGCAGACUUCAGUGGAAAUCCACUAACAAGGUUACCAGAAAGCUUUCCAGAGCUGCGGAAUCUAACGUGUCUUUCCAUCAAUGACAUUUCACUGCAGGUUCUUCCAGACAACAUUGGAAACCUUUCUAAUUUGGUCUCCCUAGAACUCAGAGAGAAUGUGCUUACAUUCCUACCAGAAUCACUAUCUCAGCUCCAUAGACUUGAAGAACUUGACCUUGGCAAUAAUGAACUCUACAGUCUGCCAGAGUCAAUAGGUUGUCUCAUCAGCCUAAAGGACUUAUGGUUGGAUGGAAACCAGUUGUCUGACAUACCUGCAGAGAUAGGCAGCAUGAAGAACUUGUUAUGUCUGGAUGUGUCAGAAAACAAACUGGGAUACCUUCCUGACGAACUGGGAGGUUUACAGUCAUUGACUGACCUACUGGUGUCUCAGAACUUCAUUGAUGCGCUACCUGAUAGCAUUGGAAAAUUAAGUAAGCUUUCUAUCCUGAAAGCAGACCAGAACAAACUGACUUAUCUUCCAGAGAGCAUUGGCAACUGUGAAAGCAUAACUGAACUAGUGCUCACAGAAAACCUCUUACAGAGUAUACCAAGGAGCAUUGGGAAGCUAAAGCGUCUUUCGAACUUCAACUGUGACAGAAACAAGCUAACGAGUCUCCCUAAAGAGAUUGGUGGCUGCAGCGGUCUGAAUGUCUUCUGUGUACGAGACAACAAACUGACAAGGAUACCACCUGAGCUCUCACAGGCCACAGAGCUGCACGUGUUCGACGUCUCUGGAAAUAGGCUCACUCACCUACCGAUGUCACUGACCACACUACAUCUGAAAGCUCUAUGGCUGUCAGAAAACCAGUCGCAGCCUCUCCUCACCUUCCAGACUGACGUGGAUCCUGAGACGGGCGACAAAGUGCUCACCUGUGUGCUGCUGCCACAACAGCAGUCAGAGCCAGACAACCAAAAUUCUGAUAAACUCACUCGUUUUGGAGCCUUGGAGAGCCUAGUGAAUGACAUGGCAGACGACACGUGGAACGACAGAGCUGUGAAUCGCAUCAGUGCCAUCCACUUCCUGGAUGAUGACGAUGAGGAGGACGAUGAAACGAGAACUCUACUGCGGCGGGCUACUCCUCAUCCAGGUGAACUGAAAACCAUGAAGAAAGCAGCAGAGAACCUUCGCAAUGACAUGAACGCUGCCAAAGGCUUGGACUCCAACAAAAAUGAGGUCAAUAAUGCUGCAGAAGAAGUGACCACGUCUGUGUGACCUUUACCUCAGAAUAUGCUUUAUUUUUUACCUCCUGUGUUUCACCGAAUCGUCCCGCACAGCCCCUGCAGACCCUGUCAUUUUUUGUUGUUUUAUUUGAUUUUUUUUUACCCACAAUUCCUAGUGUGGCCUUUCCCACCUGUGAUUAAUCCCUGGGACGUAUGUCACCUUCCUCCAUCUCCAGUCCUGUGUAGAAGGUGUUUGUCUUCAGGGCUGCUGUGCCUUCAUCCUUUAAAUUCGUCCAUGGCAAUAGUCUGCACACAGGUGCUCCUUUUAUAAAGACGUUUUAAAUUAAAUCUCUCUUUAAAAAAAAAAGAAAAUAACAUUAGGUAGUUGCACUAUUCAAAGUCUUUAUAAUGCGGUCAAACCUUUUUAAAUGUUUCUAUAUAUUUGUUUCUAAAUCUAUUUUUAAAACACUGGGUAAAAACACUACUUUUUCCAUUUAGACACUAAACAGUUGACGGACCUACUGACUAAGGACUAUUGUACAAAGCGUUGUGAAUAUUGAUACUUUUAUACUUUUCGGCAGCUCAGAUGUAAAUAAGAAUGUAAAGUAAUCAGAUGCAGAUUUUUAAACUUCCUCUUUGUUUCUGUCUUGGUACUUUUCUCUCUGUCCUGUUUUUUUCGGCUUUUAAAAAAAUCAUUGAACAAAACAGUCACUAAUGUCUUAUUCAAACCGUAUGAUAGUAAUUACUGGGUGAGUGGAUGGCCUUGAAUUAUCUUUUCUGUGUAAAAUAACCAGGCUUUUUUUGGAUAAUGAAUAUAUUAGGUUUAUGGAUAAUUAUAAUGUUUAAAUAGGUUUGGAUUAAGGUUCUGCACAUGAAAUACUCAUCUGAAGUGUCCUGAUGCAGAAUUAAAUACUACCUUAUUUAUAUAUGCACUGUGCUUAUGCGCUUGUUCAUUUACAAUGCUCAUUUACUGAUUAGAUGCCAAAACCACUUUUUUAAUUAGCGUAACAGUUUUCUUUAUCAGAGAAAACCAUUUAGAAUUUUAAAAUGUUUGGUGAGAACCAGGUUUUUAACUGCAGUUGACGUUCUUCUUCAGUGCACUUCUCAGUGUUUCUCAGAUUCUUCUACGUGGUACCUGAUAAUGAGUAAUGUAAUAUUUUGUUUAUAAAGUGAUUGGAAAAAGGUCAAACCAGAGGAUUUGGUUCAAAUGUUGGUUUACUGUUUUUUUUUAUUUUAUUAUUUUGAUUAUUAUUAUUUUCCCAAACUGCACAAGACAGAUCUUAGGUGAGCAUUGGGCCUGGAGAUCUGGAUGACCUUUUAACCACUGAUCAAUAAAAUGAGUGCAACA
Cynoglossus semilaevis (tongue sole) is the source of this 3416-nucleotide messenger RNA. It is a transcript of the gene lrrc1, whose product is annotated as leucine rich repeat containing 1. The coding region runs from base 543 to 2120 and encodes 525 amino acids. NCBI's taxonomy places the organism in Eukaryota, Metazoa, Chordata, Actinopteri, Pleuronectiformes, Cynoglossidae. Gene Ontology annotation, biological process: neurotransmitter receptor transport postsynaptic membrane to endosome; establishment or maintenance of epithelial cell apical/basal polarity; cell-cell adhesion. The record is from RefSeq and is a predicted model, not a curated record. Gene Ontology annotation, cellular component: postsynaptic membrane; basolateral plasma membrane; adherens junction. The transcript has 14 exons. Gene Ontology annotation, molecular function: protein kinase binding.